Molecule: messenger RNA, 1752 nt
Organism: Drosophila grimshawi
Lineage: Eukaryota; Metazoa; Arthropoda; Insecta; Diptera; Drosophilidae
Product: akirin
Exons: 4
Coding region: 498-1127 (209 amino acids)
Biological process (GO): positive regulation of transcription by RNA polymerase II; positive regulation of innate immune response
Cellular component (GO): chromatin; nucleus
Molecular function (GO): transcription coregulator activity
Source: RefSeq, a predicted model, not a curated record
CGAAUCGUCGUCACGCAUGCAUCGGUCGUCCAUUUUCCGUAAGAAUCCGACAGAAAACUGAAGAAUUACAUCGCAAAAAAGACAAAAAAAAAAGAAGAUAAAAUUGCAUAAAUCAAACAACGCUUUUCAACAACUCACUCUCUCGCUCCCAGCACAGUGCAUUUCAGUGGCCUUCGUAAUACUGCUCAAUCCAAAAUAAGCAAUAUCAAUCUACAAUUAGUCUUACAAAUAAAUCAAAAGUAAAUAAAGCGCGUGUGAAGUGGUGCAGAAAAUCGAGGCGUUACAAUACAAUUAUUUAACAGAACGCUUCCAAGCAGCAACAGUGUGGCAAUAAUAAUAACAAAAUAUAUAUAACAAAAAACAGAAACCAAUUUAUUAACAAAAUAGUAAUUAAGAAUAUUACAAGAACUAUAUAUAAAAAUAUAUAAAUAUAUUUUAAAUAAAUAGAUAGAGAGAGAGAGAAAGAGAACUAUUGGACCACAUUUAAGAUAACAACGAUGGCCUGUGCAACACUUAAACGCGCCUCCGACUGGGAGUCCCUCAAUCAGCGGCCCAACAAACGUCGACGAUGCAAUCCUUUUGGCCAAUCGCGCAGCAAUUCACCAUCGCGCAACAGCAACAAUGGAAACAGCAACAGCGAUGGCAACAACAGCAGCACAACAACAACAACAACGCCAAGCAAUCGCUAUGCCAAAGGCAGCACCGAACCGAGUCCCUUCUCCGAGUCAGCACUGGCCAAGAUGUCGCCAGAUAAAAUGGCUGAGAAUCUGUGCAAUGAGAUCAAGAGACUGCACAAGCGCAAACAAUUGCCAAUAACAUCGGCUGCGUUGGAGCGCAUGCAGGACUCGGAGUCGAGUGGUUCCGAAAUGGGACCGGAGAGUCCGCAUCGUCCGGACAGUCCACCCAAUCAUUUGAUGAUGCGCCAGCAUGGCGACAAGACUCUGUUCACGUUUAAACAGGUGCAACUAAUCUGUGCGGACAUGAUCAAGGAGCGCGAGGAUCAACUGCGUGAACGCUACGAAUGCGUCCUGACAACCAAACUGGCCGAACAAUAUGAUGCCUUUGUCAAAUUCACAUACGAUCAAAUCCAGCGUCGCUACGAGGCAGCGCCAAGCUAUUUGUCGUAAGGUUCGCCUAUAUAUGUAUAUAUAUAUAUGCAUAUAUAUAUUCUCAAAAAGAAAUGCACUACGAUCUUAUGUGGACGGUUGGAAGUUUGUUUCCGACUGGCAAACAACAACAAAAAACAACAUCAACAAGGAAAGCAGCAAAUGCAGAAAGUAAAACAACAGCAGUAACAACAACAAGAAAAACAAUAGCAGCAACAACAAGAAAAACAAUAGCAGCAACAACAAGAAAAUCAAUAACAACUACAAGAAGAAAAACAAUUACAACAAGAAAAACAACAACAACAUAGAAGCCCUCAUUGAAUAAACAAAAACUACAAUUGUGUUUAUUAUAUAUAUUUUGAAAUAUGAAAGAGAGUUGUAGUUCAAAACUAUAGAAUAACAUAUAUAAAAUUGAAAACCUGUAUUGGGAAGAGAAGAGAGUAGAGAUCAUCUAAUGGAGAAUAUACUUUAAUGGCUUACGCUGCUUAGGCAAAGGCAAAGCGAACAGCAAACGGCAGUAACAACACAUUACAAAACAAAAAAACAUAAAACAAAAACAAAACAACUUGUUACAUUUACGUUUUCAUAUAACGAAAAUUCUAAAUAAAAAUGACAAAUAUCUAUAUAGUACAUAUGGAAACAACAA